Messenger RNA from Eruca vesicaria subsp. sativa (arugula), 2643 nucleotides. Lineage: Eukaryota; Viridiplantae; Streptophyta; Magnoliopsida; Brassicales; Brassicaceae. The record is from the annotation of a GenBank genome assembly.
CAAACCGUUCCACACACAUCAUCUCACAGUGAUCGGCGAAGCACCAAAAACCCUAAUCGGAACCCCUCUCUCUCCGCCGUCACUCAUGUCAUUCUUCGACCUAAACAUCCCAUACACCUACCCCUCCCCAUCAGGCGGAAAAGAACUCCCCGUCUCCAACAAACUCCGCGUAAAGCUCGCCACGAAAGCCAUGGAGCUCGGCUACGUCGGAAUCGCACACAACCACUCGAUCGAAGGCACCAUGACCGAGAAAGACACUUGCACGAUCCCUCUCCUCACUCUCGGAUCUCUCGUCAAAGCCGCUCCGAGACUAUCUUCCUCCGUGGCCUUCCACCGCGACUUACUCUCCGUCCCGCGAUCCACUCCGUUUCGCCAGUACACGCGCGUGACGGUUAGGCUCGAGAGUAAGGCUCAGUGUCUGGGGUUGAACUCGGGGAACCCGGUUUUGAAGAGUUAUGAUGUUGUGGCGGUUAGGCCGAUGAAUCAGUAUGCGUUUGAUCAGGCUUGUGUGAAGGCUGAGGUUGUUGAUGUUAUCUCGAUUGAUUUGUGGAAUUUGCAGUUUCGCUUGAUGCAUCCGUUGGUUAAAGCUGCUGUUAAGCGUGGGGUUUACUUUGAGAUUAAGUACUCUCAUCUCUUGAAUGAUGCUGAGAAAAGGAGACAAGUUAUAUCCAAUGCUAAGUUACUGGUGGAUUGGACUAAGGGGAAGAAUCUGAUUAUAUCAAGUGGUGCUCCUUCAGAAAAUAAAUGUCCUCCUUCAGUUACUGAGCUUAGAGGUCCUAAUGAUGUUAUAAACCUCAUGUCAUUGCUUGGACUCUCUAGUGAGAGAGCCAGAGCUGCAAUUUCAGUAAAUUGUAGGAAUAUGAUAGCAAAGAUUUUGAAGAAGAAGCGGUUUCAUAAAGAAGCUGUCAAGGUUGAGUUACGUUCUUCUAGUGAAAAAUUUAGUCUCGAACAGCCUCUGUCUGGAGAUUGUGUGAAAUGGGAUCCGCUCUCGAGUGGUGAAGGUGAUAUGCUUUUGGAAGAUAUCGCAAAGGCUUUUGAAGCCACUACACGUCACAAAUCCUCCAAGGCGAUUGAUGUUACUUCUGAUCGUAAUGGCUUGCCGUCACAUGGUUUCCGGAUCGGUAAUAUUCUCGGAACUGAACCUUUGACUCAGCCACCUGCAGCUAAUGAGAUGAUUGACGCACCAGUGCAAUGUAAGGAUCAAGUUUCUGAUGUGUGUAUGGCUGAUUCAGCUUCAUCUGUUGAAAACGAAACCGUUAGCCAGAUUGACUUGCUGAUAUCUGAAGAUGAUAACAAAGUGGAACCUACAAGGAUUGUUCCCUUCUCCAGCCAGAGACAGGGGCUUUUGGAUCAAGCAGCUGCAUCCUUUACACUGAUAAAAUGUACAGAGUCAGAUGCAGCUUCUGAUGUUAACAUGCAGACUGAGUUAGAUUCUGAAGAUAAAUCAAUGUCACCAUCAAAAAGCGGUCACGAGAUCCCACAAACUUCUGCUGAAAACUUAAACAUGGAAACUAUUGGUGUUGAUGAUGAAGUCCCAGUGGACGGAGUCAGCAAAGAAGGAGCUGUUUUUGGUCACGCUAAUAUUGAGCAACCUGCAAUCACUGAUGAUGUUGAUGAGAUGAAAAUCGAUGGCUCUUUGGAGGCGAAUCACGAGGAGUACAAGGACGUGACAGUGGAAGACCAGAAGCAUGAAACAGGUGACGAUCAUAUUAUUCUUCCUAACUUAACCUCCUCUGAGACUACCGAAUUGCUAAGAGAAUCGAGUAACUCUCUCAGUCCAGAGGCGGUUGGACAGGACCAUGACCAAGUACCAAGCUUAGGGUCGAGCGAGGCCGAGCUUGGGGAAUACGAGAUAACAAUGGAAGAGAAGAGGGAAACCGAAACUAAUCAACAAGCCAAUGUCAUGUCCUUUGAAAGAAACAAUGCUAGAAACUCAGGUAAGGUACGAGCAAGGAGGAGUUGGUUUAGAUUAACGCAACUACAACCUUUGAAGCCUUUUCUACUACAACGUUUCAAACGAAUCAGUAAAAGAAGAAAACAUAGAAGAGCUUGAUGAUUCUUAAACACUAGAGAAGUUUUGUUUAUUGAUUUAAACCCACGCAAGUCUCGUGUUGUUGAAACCGAUCAUUAAAGUGGGGUAAGAGAAAAAUUAUAAAGUUUAGAGUUGGUUUCUUCGGGUACUCGUGUCAAGAAAUACACUUUAAAUUAAAAUAACAAAAGAAGAAAGAAAAAAGUGAAAAAACAUGUUAAAAGAGUGGAGAGUCGGUAAAUCUACCGCCGGCCGACAAAAAUCAAGGACAUGGUCGCCGGAGGGCCUACAUCUCCAAUCCAUAGCCUUUGUUAAAGAAGAAAGACUGCUCUCUAAAACUACUUUUGUUUAAACUAAAACAUCACAUGUUGUAGUUCAUUUGAAAAAAAAUACACGGACACUUUUUACUUAUAAAUAAGACAAUUGAACCUUCUUACUUUUGUUAGGUUGGUUACUUUUGUUUAGUUUAUAUGAGUGGAACCUUCUUUGGUUUCUUAAGGAUUUCUAAGGUAUUAAUGUAUGCGUGCUUUAAGAGAUUGCUAGUACUUUGUAGCACGAUGAGUAAUCAACGUGAGAGUAUUGAAAUCAUCAAAGUAACAUGACCAUGUUCGUUA